Penicillium robsamsonii is the source of this 411-nucleotide messenger RNA. Its product is annotated as DNA-binding protein. The record is from RefSeq and is a predicted model, not a curated record. NCBI's taxonomy places the organism in Eukaryota, Fungi, Ascomycota, Eurotiomycetes, Eurotiales, Aspergillaceae. The transcript has 4 exons. Gene Ontology annotation, cellular component: cytosol; nucleus. Bases 1 to 411 code for a protein of 136 amino acids. Gene Ontology annotation, molecular function: DNA binding.
AUGGCCGACGCAGAACUAGAAGAGAUCCGACGAGCUCGUCUCGCGCAACUCCAGCAACAAGGACCACGUGGAGGUGGUCCGGCCGGUCAGGAUGGUGGCGAGCAGGCACAGCAGAGGAAACAAGCAGAGGAGCAACGCGCUUCGAUACUGACCCAAAUUCUCGAUCCCGAGGCUGCCGAUCGCCUGGGCCGCAUCCGCCUCGUUAAGGAAUCGCGUGCAACCGAUAUCGAGAACCGCCUCAUCAUGCUCGCACAAUCUGGACAGCUACGGUCAAAGGUAACCGAGGAACAGCUCAAGGAGUUGUUGGGGGCUGUUGCAGAGAACCAGCGCAAAGAGGAGGAGGAGCACAAAAUCGUUUUUACUCGCCGCAAAGGUGGAUGGGAUGACGAUGAUGAUCUCUUGGACUUGUAA